Myotis brandtii (Brandt's bat) is the source of this 5371-nucleotide messenger RNA. RefSeq names its product phosphatidylinositol-4,5-bisphosphate 3-kinase, catalytic subunit gamma (gene PIK3CG). Gene Ontology annotation, biological process: phosphatidylinositol 3-kinase/protein kinase B signal transduction; phosphatidylinositol-3-phosphate biosynthetic process; phosphatidylinositol-mediated signaling. The transcript is spliced from 13 exons. Bases 510 to 3818 code for a protein of 1102 amino acids. The record is from RefSeq and is a predicted model, not a curated record. Gene Ontology annotation, cellular component: phosphatidylinositol 3-kinase complex, class IA; cytoplasm; plasma membrane. Gene Ontology annotation, molecular function: 1-phosphatidylinositol-3-kinase activity; 1-phosphatidylinositol-4-phosphate 3-kinase activity. NCBI's taxonomy places the organism in Eukaryota, Metazoa, Chordata, Mammalia, Chiroptera, Vespertilionidae.
ACGGAGGGAGACCCAGAAAAGCGGAAGAGUUUAGAGGCACCCUGGGUAGGUUCGAAUUUAUUGUUUUCAAAAACUAAACAAAUGAUCCUUCGGCAGCAUCACCUCCACUGCUUUAUCAGGUAUUUUUUUUGCCCUUCCUAUUUUUUGCCUUUUGUUGGGUCUGACUCUGAAUAGUGACACUUCCUUCUCAGCUAGAAUAUUUUUAUCUGGAACUGCUGUCGGUUCUUGAGUCGAUACUACCCCUGAAUGUCUCUGUUUCAUUGUCUAGUGCAACCUCUAAGAGUGGAUACCCACGAGGUUCCAGCAAUAGUUUUGCAGGUGCAUCAGUUUUUUGUUAGUUUGUUUGUUUUCAUUUGGGAGGAAGAAGGACACAGGAGUCUAUCCCUGACAGGCUUCAGUCUUACCAGUGCAUGCCUGGCCAUUAUUGUACUCACCAGUGUUUCUAACGUCUUCUCUAAAAGGCGAACGCUUCAUAACCUCGACCAUGAAGGAGAGCAGUCGCGCAGGGCAUGGAGCUGGAGAGCAAUGAGCAGCCCGUGGUUCUGAGAGAGGACAACCGCCGCCGGCGCCGGAGGAUGAAGCCGCGCGGCUCGGCGGCCAGCCUGUCCUCCAUGGAGCUCAUCCCCAUCGAGUUCGUGCUGCCCACCAGCCAGCGCACCAGCAAGACCCCGGAGACGGCGCUGCUGCACGUGGCCGGCCACGGGAACGUGGAGCAGAUGAAGGCGCAGGUGUGGCUCCGCGCGCUGGAGACGAGCUCGGCGGCCGACUUCUACCAGCGGCUCAGCCCCGACCACUUCCUGCUGCUCUACCAGAAGAAGGGCCAGUGGUACGAGAUCUACGACAAGUACCAGGUGGUGCAGACCCUCGACUGCCUGCGCUACUGGAAGGUGCUGCACCGGAGCCCCGGCCAGAUCCACGUGGUGCAGCGGCGCGGCCCCUCCGAGGAGACGCUGGCCUUCCAGCGGCAGCUCACCGCCCUCAUGGGCUAUGACGUCACCGACGUCAGCAACGUGCACGAUGACGAGCUCGAGUUCACGCGCCGCCGCCUGGUGACGCCACGCAUGGCGGAGGUGGCGGGCCGCGACCCCCAGCUCUACGCCAUGCACCCCUGGGUGACCUCCAAGCCCCUCCCCGAGUACCUGCUGAAGAAGAUCGCCCACAACUGCAUCUUCAUCGUCAUCCACCGCAGCACCACCAGCCAGACCAUCAAGGUCUCGGCCGACGACACCCCGGCCGCCAUCCUGCAGAGCUUCUUCACCAAGAUGGCCAAGAAGAAGUCCCUGAUGGAUAUCCCUGAGAGCCAGAGCGAGCAGGACUUCGUGCUGCGCGUCUGUGGCCGCGACGAGUACCUGGUGGGGGAGACGCCCCUCAAGAACUUCCAGUGGGUGAGGCAUUGCCUCAAGAACGGGGAGGAGAUUCACCUGGUGCUGGACGCGCCCCCGGACCCCGCGCAGGACGAGGUGCGCAAAGAGGAGUGGCCGCUGGUGGAUGACUGCACCGGCGUCACCGGCUACCAUGAGCAGCUCACCAUCCACGGGAAGGACCACGACAGCGUGUUCACCGUGUCCUUGUGGGACUGUGACCGGAAGUUCAGGGUCAAAAUCAGAGGCAUCGACAUCCCGGUGCUGCCCCGCAACGCGGACCUCACGGUGUUCGUGGAGGCGAACAUCCAGCACGGGCAGCAGGUGCUCUGCCAGAGGAGGACCAGCCCCAAGCCCUUCACGGAGGAGGUGCUCUGGAACGUGUGGCUUGAGUUCAGUAUCAGAAUCAAAGACUUGCCCAAAGGGGCCCUGCUGAACCUGCAGAUCUACUGCGGCAAGGCCCCGGCGCUGUCCGGGAAGGCCUCUGCCGAGACCACCAGUCCCGAGGCCAGAGGCAAAGCUCAGCUUCUCUAUUAUGUGAACCUGCUGCUCAUCGACCACCGGUUCCUCCUGCGCCACGGGGAGUACGUGCUCCACAUGUGGCAGAUAUCUGGCAAGGGAGAAGACCAAGGGAGCUUCAAUGCUGACAAGCUCACGUCGGCCACCAACCCGGACAAGGACAGCUCAAUGUCCAUCUGCAUUCUUCUGGACAAUUACUGCCACCCGAUAGCCUUGCCUAAGCAUCGGCCCACCCCUGACCCUGAAGGGGACCGGGUUCGAGCGGAAAUGCCCAACCAGCUUCGGAAGCAACUGGAGGCGAUCAUAGCCACCGAUCCACUCAACCCUCUCACAGCAGAAGACAAAGAGUUGCUCUGGCAUUUCAGAUAUGAAAGCCUGAAGCAUCCCAAAGCGUAUCCUAAGCUGUUUAGCUCGGUGAAAUGGGGACAGCAAGAGAUGGUGGCCAAAACAUACCAAUUGUUAGCCAGGAGGGAGGUCUGGGAUCAAAGUGCUUUGGAUGUUGGGCUGACAAUGCAACUCCUGGACUGUAACUUUUCGGAUGAAAAUGUGAGAGCCAUUGCAGUCCAGAAACUGGAGAGCCUGGAGGACGACGAUGUUCUGAAUUACCUGCUACAGCUGGUCCAGGCUGUGAAAUUUGAACCUUACCAUGACAGUGCCCUUGCCAGAUUUCUGCUGAAGCGUGGCUUAAGAAACAAAAGAAUCGGCCACUUUUUGUUUUGGUUCUUGAGAAGUGAGAUAGCCCAGUCGCGGCACUACCAGCAGAGAUUCGCUGUGAUCCUGGAAGCCUACCUGAGGGGCUGCGGCACCGCCAUGCUGCGUGACUUUACACAACAGGUCCAAGUCAUUGAGAUGUUACAAAAAGUUACCAUUGAUAUUAAAUCGCUCUCUGCUGAAAAGUAUGACGUCAGCUCCCAAGUUAUUUCGCAACUUAAGCAAAAGCUUGAAAACCUACAGAAUUCGAAUCUCCCCAAGAGCUUUCGAGUUCCGUAUGAUCCUGGACUGAAAGCAGGAGCCCUGGUGGUUGAAAAGUGUAAAGUGAUGGCCUCUAAGAAGAAACCCCUGUGGCUUGAGUUUAAAUGUGCCGACCCUACAGCUCUAUCAAACGAGACUAUUGGGAUUAUCUUUAAACAUGGCGAUGAUUUGCGCCAAGACAUGCUUAUUUUACAGAUUCUACGAAUCAUGGAAUCCAUCUGGGAGAUUGAAUCUUUGGAUCUGUGCCUCCUGCCAUAUGGUUGCAUUUCGACUGGUGACAAAAUCGGAAUGAUCCAGAUUGUGAAAGAUGCCACAACCAUUGCCAAAAUUCAGCAAAGCACCGUGGGCAACACAGGAGCAUUUAAAGAUGAAGUCCUGAAUCACUGGCUGAAAGAAAAAUGCCCUAUUGAAGAAAAGUUUCAGGCAGCAGUGGAGAGAUUUGUUUAUUCCUGUGCUGGCUACUGUGUGGCAACCUUUGUUCUCGGAAUAGGCGACCGGCACAACGACAAUAUUAUGAUUACAGAGACAGGAAAUCUAUUUCAUAUUGACUUUGGGCAUAUUCUUGGGAAUUACAAAAGCUUCCUGGGCAUUAAUAAGGAGAGAGUGCCAUUUGUGCUAACCCCAGACUUCCUGUUUGUGAUGGGAACUUCUGGAAAGAAGACAAGCCUACACUUCCAGAAAUUUCAGGAAGUCUGCACUAAGGCUUAUCUGGCCCUCCGUCAUCACACGAACCUUCUGAUCAUCUUGUUCUCCAUGAUGCUGAUGACGGGAAUGCCCCAGUUGACAAGCAAAGAAGAUAUUGAAUAUAUUCGGGAUGCCCUGACCGUGGGGAAGAAUGAGGAGGAUGCUAAAAAGUAUUUUCUUGAUCAGAUUGAAGUUUGCAGAGACAAAGGAUGGACCGUGCAGUUUAACUGGUUCCUGCAUCUUGUUCUUGGCAUCAAGCAAGGAGAGAAACAUUCAGCCUAAUGCUUUGGGCUAGAGAAACAAGUUAGUGUUCCAAAGCUUUAAGUUAGCAUGUCAAUCAUCAACCUUGGAUUUAAAUUCUCAUAGGACAUUAUGAAAGCUGGCACCUCAGAAAUACAGCUCUUUCCCUAGCUGAACUCUUCACUGGAGACAAAUAUUGGCAUGUCUGAUUAUUUAAGGAUAGUUCGGUUCUAGGCCUAUUUGCAGAUUUGUUUCUAUCUCAUUCGUCUCAAUGAUUUUGGAGAAUAUUCUAUGUUUAAACAGACUAAUCAGUUCCUUGUUGUGCCUGAUGUUUUGACUAUCUUAUUAUUGAGUGCCUCUGGAAAUUCUUUGGAAUAAUUUGUGACAUCUAUUUUCAUCUGGGUUUACUCUCCAUUUUGGUUAUCCUUGUGUUCCUCAAGCUCUUUACAGAAAAUAAUGUGCUCAUUGUAGUCUUUGUCUCAUCCCCUCACGGUAUUUUCAAACAUCCCCUCGUUGUCUGCAGAUGCCAGUGGUGCACUGAAAGGAAGGAAAGCGAGUUCGUCUUUUCAGCGUCUUUUGCAAUGAGGUCCUUUACAGUGUACAACUGAGACGCACAAACACAAAAAUGGAAAAUCUGAACCUUAGUGCCUUGGCCCUUCUCUGCUGGGCUGGUUCCAAGAUUAUAAAUAGGGGAAAAUAGAGAUGAGACCAUUUGUCCCCACUCUGUCCACAGAGUGAAUUAUUAAGUACAACUAUUAUAGCCUUGUCCAGCAUAGAACCAAGAAGCAACUAAAGGGACUCAUUUUUUUUUUGCCUUCAUAUUUUUCUCCCUCCCUUUCUCCCUGCCUCUCUUCUUCUUGCCACCCUCCCACAGCUUUUUACCCAGAGUUGUGAAAUUUUCAAGAACCCCUUUACCCUAGAUUCAAAAAUCAGUUGAGAAAGAAUUUCUCCUCUAGGAUUACUUGGAUUUUAGGCAUUUAUUUGUAAAGAUACUUGAAGAAGUUUUGUUUUUUUAAGUAUAUUAUUAAAGGAGACAUUCUAGAAAUUAUGGAUUAGUUUCCAAAUACGUUGGUUUUAAAUUUUGAUCUGAGAAGCUUUUUCUUUCUUUCUUUUUUAUUAAUGGAAGAAGAUAUUUGCUAUCUAAAAAGUACCCGAGUUAGGAAGAACACUACUUGUCCUAUCCACCUCUCAAUUUAAAGAACUUUUACACUUUGAACACAUUCUUCAGGUUUUCAAAAAACAAUUGAAAUGUCUUUUUCAAAAACUAUUUUCAUCUCUUAAUUACUUUGCUAUUUAUUGGAAGUGUUGGUUAACCUCAGAGAAACAUCGUUAUUUAUAAAAUAUUUUUAAAUUACUUAUAGGUAAUACUUUACAAAGGAAUAACUCUGUUAACAGUGUCUGUUUAUAUUAGAUAUAAAUAUAUAUUAAAUUUAAAUAUUUCUAAGUAGAUACCUGGUUUGGUGUAGCCCAAACCUUCCUUCUGUGUAUGCAAAUGCUCUGUAGUUUUUAACUCUGGGUACAAAUAGGAAUCACCAGGGACACUUUUUAAAAUACACAGCCUGGACCAGCCGGUGUAGCUCAGUGGUUGAGCAUUG